UAAUUUUAUUAUAGUACUUGACAAAAGUCUUGAUGAACUCAUGGUUAGGGAUAAAGUGAGUAUGAAAAAAGCUAAAGGUCAAGACAAUUCUUCAGAUGACUUGCCCAAAACUGAUGUAGGUGAGAAAACUUUACCGAAAAUUGAGCCCAAGCUUCAAAUUUCAGCAGAAUUAGCACAGUCAAAAGCCUCCUAUGCCUCUCCAAAACUCUUCCCAUUCAAGAGAAAGCUGUCAAAAGAAACGUGUAAUCAAGUCAUUAAUAAAUUAACCACACAUUUUAUUGAUUCACCAAAGUUGGAUAAAAAUAAUAGCAUAGAUACAGAAGGUGAGCAUCAAACUGAUUCUUAUUGGGUUUUAGGUUCACAUUGUCCACUAUGUAGAGAAAAUCAUAUGAGUUUAGAUGGUAAGUGGUGGCUAGAUAGUCGAAGUAAAAAUACAUAUUAUUUACAUUGCACUAAUUUAAAAGAGCCAGGAAUUCCAUACGAUGAUGUACUAAAAGCAUAUUCUGGUAAUUCGGAACUGAUUCAAGAGUUAAAAACUCAAUGCUUCACAUCACCUAUCCCUUGGAAUCAUGUCCUUAUUUUACCAGAUAAAGGUAUAGUAGCAGAAGCAUAG
Molecule: messenger RNA, 613 nt
Organism: Dentiscutata erythropus
Lineage: Eukaryota; Fungi; Glomeromycota; Glomeromycetes; Diversisporales; Gigasporaceae
Source: the annotation of a GenBank genome assembly